UUUGUCGUCGGUGGAAAACUAAUUGAAGCAAUGCCGUGUUAAAGAUAGGGCAGGCAAUUUAUUUUUGAACCAUUUUUUCUCAGAUUUGUUGAUCCUUUACAUCCAGAUCCAAUUAAUAAAUCGAAUGUGCCGACAAUAAUGAAAAAAAUCUGAUAUCUUGGGAUGUUGCAGGACUAUACUAAGCCCGUACAAUCAUUUAUCUUGGGCUACAUUGAUGAUUGGACGGCCUACAUGUCUGCAUACCUACCUGGUAGGGCAGGGGGAGAUCUGCUUUGUAACUUAAGGGGGCCAUGGACAUGGAAUUUCUUUCUGGAGUGGAAAUCAAUAAUAUCAUCAUCUGCUUUAACAGACACAGCCAUUAAUUAACAGUUAACCAAGACCUAUGGCUCAAAUGUGUAUUUGAAAAUGUCUUGAUGUUUAGUUUUGUCCUUUUGAUGUUGAUCAACAAAUCAACCUUAUGGUUAUGACCAUAAGUGAUGCACUGCAUGUACUACUUACUAAGAAACAGGAUGUGUCUAAUACACACUGACUCUGCAAACACAUGUAGGAAGUAGCCUCUGGUUGAAAUACUUCCUGUUUGAUCAAAGUAGGCGUUAAGACUUUAACAUGCUGGCAUUCAAAACGCACAGAAAGACAAGGCACUCAUAGGGGUAGGACGAUAAGAAACUCUGAAAACAGUUUGGACCAGAAUAUGGCUGAGGUGAUUUACACCAUGCCCAACAUGGCCAGGAACACACAAGGAGAGAGAGAGGAGAGGAUAGUGGAGAUCUACACUACCAGUGAGAGCCUCAGAGAACAACACCAGGACUAUGUGGGGACAGAGGAGUCCUCCAAUACUCUGGGAACAGUAAGAAGUCAGCAGCCGGACCCUGUGAGCCCUCCUCGGUGUCCGAUCAGGGCUGUGGUGGUGCUUCUGGUCCUGCUGUCUGUUGCCCUGCUGGCUGCACUGCUCGGGUUGGCAGUGAAGCACAAGAUAGUCAUGGACAUGGACAGAGACGUGGAGCAACUUCUCCAAAGGCUGAAGAAUGUGACAGAGCAGAGAGACUCACUGCUUUGUAAACAGGACUGUCCAGGUGGUUGGACUAAGUUUGGUUGUAAAUGUUAUUUCAGUGUGUUGGGAUCCUGGAAUAAGAGCAGGGAGCUCUGUGUUUCCCUCGGAGCAGAUCUGGUGGUGAUGGACAAUAAAGAGGAGAUGGACUUCAUUAGCAGGUACGACGGGGACCCCUGGCUCGGAGCGACAUAUGAGGCCAGUGAAGGGAUGUGGAGAUGGGUUGAUGGGACCGUCCUGUCAGUGGAUAACCCCUCCUGGAGUGGAGGGAAACCUGAUGGUGGCAAGGAGAAGAACUGCUUAAGGAGGGACCGGGGGCAGCAGCCCAACUUUAAAUGGACAGAUGAGAGCUGUGAAGACUACAGAUAUGGGCUUUGUGAAUAUAAUUUAAUUAAAUGAUGGAUGAAAACAUUUCUUUUUCUGACAGAUGUGUUUCUUUGACUAUUAUUUUAUCUUAAUGCCAACUAACAUUCAAUGUUUUGUUUCAUGCUUGUUGAGUUCUGCCAUUCGAUAAGAGCUGUGAUUGGCUGCAUGGUUUUUUAUCUCCCUAAAAGGAGCUGACAUGAAGACUUCACUGGUCACUGCAGGAGCUGUACAUAGAUGCUGUUCUUGUUACAGUAUUUUUUUAAUGUUCCCACAGUUGAUCUCGGUGUUGGAGGCUGAGGUUGCUGGUUUUCAGUUGCUACAAACCACACUAGUUCUCUAUUUAGGGCUUCAUUUGCUGCCUUUGCCUUUGUCCCCUCAGCUUAUUAUUUAAUAAUUUUCCAUUGAAAUGUAUCUCGACUUUGUCACCAUACAGUGAUCACUGUAAAACACUUGUAUAAAUUAUCUGUUGGGUUCCACGGUGUUCAGAGAGAACAGUAGACUUGUGUCUUGGUGUCUGAAUGGGCUUGUAGGUCUGCACUUAGUUUUCCGUUACUGAAUGAACACUUUUGAAGGUACAUAUGCAUACAUGCAUUCUCACACAUACAGUAACUUGUAAAUUGCAUUAUAUAUGUACAUUUUGUGUCCAUUCAGCUGUGUUGGCUGUGGUGAAUUUGACCUUUUAUUAAAGAAGCUCUUGAUUAA
Gadus morhua (Atlantic cod) is the source of this 2116-nucleotide messenger RNA. Its product is annotated as natural killer cells antigen CD94-like. Lineage: Eukaryota; Metazoa; Chordata; Actinopteri; Gadiformes; Gadidae. The transcript has a single exon. The record is from RefSeq and is a predicted model, not a curated record. Bases 692 to 1447 code for a protein of 251 amino acids.